UGGUGAGCCCUGCGCUAACGCUUCUGCUCUCUCCUCCUCCUCCUCCUCUCUCUCUCUCUCUCUCUCUCUCUCUCUCUGUUUCGUCAUUUCCCUGAUUGCCCUUCCCAUUUCCGUCCUUCCCCAACAGCACUGCGUCUCCAUAACUAUCAGCUAUUACGCUUCUCUAUCGAGAAAAAAGUGAGAUUUGUGCGUGUGUGUGGGUGGGUGAUUUCUGUAGGGUAGACAGCAGAGGCACUGAAGGGGAGGGGAUCGGGUCGGAGCUGCUACUUUGAAGUCGAUGGCUUGGAGGCGCCUGCUUGCACAGGUUUCAAGACAUCAGUUGGAGUUAAGUCGGUCGAGGAGUUUGCUACUUGGAAAUCAAUUUCCAUUAGCUAGAUUUGGAGUUGAAGAGCACAAGCUUGGAAGAGCACCGAGGAGGUUCCAGUCAAGUUAUGUUGGUAAUUUAGCACGCAGAGUACGUGAUGUCGCUGAAGCAACUGAAGCUGCCUACCUGAAAGAACUUUACCAUAGGAAUGAUCCCGAAGCUGUCAUAAGGCACUUUGAAAGUCAACCAUCCUUACACUCCAAUCCUUCUGCAGUUGCGGAAUAUGUCAAAGCAUUAGUGAAAGUUGACCGGCUUGAUGAAAAUGAACUAGUGAAGACUUUGCAGAGAGGAAUAGCUAGCUCUGGGGAAGAAACAUCCUUCUCACCAUUCAAAAAUGUGGCAAGAUCUACGAAAGAUGGUAUUCUUGGGACUGCCAGUGCCCCGAUUCACAUGGUUACUGCAGAAGGAGGACACUCUUUUAAGGACCAACUUUGGCGUACAAUUCGCACUGUAGCAUUGGGCUUUCUCUUAAUUUCUGGUGUUGGGGCCCUUAUUGAGGACAGAGGAAUCGGUAAAGGACUUGGUCUUCAUGAAGAGGUCCAACCAAGUAUGGAAUCCAACACAAAGUUCAGCGACGUAAAGGGUGUUGAUGAAGCAAAAGCCGAAUUAGAAGAAAUUGUGCAUUAUCUUCGAGAUCCUAAGAGGUUCACUCGUUUGGGUGGCAAGCUACCCAAAGGUGUUUUGCUCAUGGGACCACCUGGGACUGGUAAGACUAUGUUAGCAAGAGCUAUUGCUGGGGAAGCCGGGGUUCCUUUUUUCUCAUGCAGUGGCAGCGAGUUCGAGGAGAUGUUCGUUGGUGUAGGAGCUCGAAGAGUGAGAGACCUCUUUUCAGCUGCAAAGAAGAGAUCACCUUGUAUAAUCUUCAUAGAUGAAAUUGAUGCCAUUGGUGGGAGUCGCAACCCCAAGGACCAGCAGUACAUGAAGAUGACUUUGAACCAGCUGCUGGUUGAGUUGGAUGGUUUUAAACAGAAUGAAGGGAUUAUUGUGAUUGCUGCGACCAACUUCCCAGAGUCGUUGGAUAAGGCACUGGUGAGACCUGGGAGGUUUGACCGACACAUUGUUGUCCCUAAUCCAGAUGUUGAGGGACGGAGACAGAUUAUGGAGGCACAUAUGUCAAAGGUUCUGAAGGCAGAUGAUGUCGAUCUGAUGAUAAUAGCUCGAGGGACACCUGGGUUCUCUGGUGCUGACCUUGCAAAUCUGAUAAACAUUGCCGCCCUGAAGGCAGCCAUGGAUGGGGCGAAAGCGGUGAGCAUGGCUGACCUGGAGUAUGCAAAGGACAAGAUCAUGAUGGGGAGUGAGCGGAAAUCUGCUGUCAUCUCCGAGGAGUCGCGGCGGAUCACAGCAUACCACGAGGGUGGCCAUGCCCUGGUGGCUAUUUAUACUGAUGGGGCUCUCCCCGUCCACAAGGCCACAAUUGUGCCCCGUGGCAUGUCCCUCGGGAUGGUUGCCCAACUGCCGGAAAAGGAUGAGACAAGCGUUACGAGGAGGCAGAUGCUUGCUCGCCUUAAUGUUUGCAUGGGCGGUCGGGUUGCCGAGGAGCUGAUCUUUGGUGAUAACGAGGUCACUUCCGGGGCAUCCUCGGACCUCAAGCAGGCAACGAACCUUGCGAUGUAUAUGGUCACGAAGUAUGGGAUGAGCAAUGAGGUUGGGCUUGCGACCCACAACUAUGAUGACAAUGGGAAGAGCAUGAGCAGUGAGACAAGGUUACUCAUUGAGAAGGAGGUGAAGCGGUACUUAGAGAGGGCUUACAAUAAUGCUAAGACCAUCCUUACGACCCACAGCAAGGAGCUUCAUGCCCUGGCCAAUGCUUUGCUCGAGCAUGAGACCCUCUCGGGGGCCCAGAUCAAGGCCCUUCUUGCUCAGGUGAAUUCACAGCAGGCACAGCAGCAGCAGCAGCAGCAGGAGAUUGUGUCCUUGCAGUCCAAAGCAGUGCCUCCCUCAACACCAAGCUCUGCGGCAUCUGCUGCCGCUGCUGCUGCAGCUGCGGCUGCAGCAGCCGCCACUGCAGCAGCCAAAGGAAAGGAGAUUGCUCCAGUGGGGUCAUAGCUUGGAUAAGAGGUUGGUAUGGUUUUAGAUUCUAUGAUACUGGUAGAUAGACUGAUGAUUGUUCCCUGCGAAAUGGUCAUGCACAUAGUAAGUUUUACAAUUUAGUUCUCUAUUCGGUCUUCCCCGAGUCACCAGAAAAGGAAGUGGGGGCAAAUGUUAAAAAUUUGGCGGCUGAAUGGUAUUUCUAGGGGAUUCUAACUUGCCAAGCGUAGCUAUGUUUUUUUAGCAGAUUGAAAGUAUCCUACUGCCAUAUAUUUCUUAUCACACAUGGUAUGGUUGGCAUGGCCCUAGUUCGUUUUGUCUUGUCCAGGCGUCGUCAUAUCCUUACUGGUGGCCCAGUACGUUGAGGAUUUUAUGAAUGGUCGAGUUGUCAGAAUGAUUUGAGUUAUCAGAAUGAUUUGAGUUUCCGGGAUUUUAUGAAUGGUCGAGUUGAGGAUUUCUUCCAUUUUCAGCUAUCAGAAUGUUGGUUUUGGUGCUAGUUUUAGUAUCCAUUUGGGUUCCAUAAUAAGAUGAGACUUGGAACUUGGUGGGACCAAUUUAGACGGACCUUCAUCGAAUUCCUUGAUGAUGGCAUAGUAUUACCAACCAACCUUGAUGAAAACAACGGUGGUUACAGACUCUUUCAGCAGAGAUGUGCUAAACCUGUGCCGACUUUCGAUGAAAAUUCUGGGGAAGCGUCCGGUGUCUGAUGUCAUAUGUAUGUCACUUUCAUUCACUUUUUCUCUGCUCAUGAAGGCAGAGUCAUUUGAUUUGUUGGAUGUCGAUGUAUAUAUACACACACAUGAUAUGACGGAAA
Messenger RNA from Punica granatum (pomegranate), 3206 nucleotides. NCBI's taxonomy places the organism in Eukaryota, Viridiplantae, Streptophyta, Magnoliopsida, Myrtales, Lythraceae. The record is from RefSeq and is a predicted model, not a curated record.